This is a messenger RNA of Serinus canaria (Common canary), 4057 nucleotides long. RefSeq names its product CKLF like MARVEL transmembrane domain containing 6 (gene CMTM6). NCBI's taxonomy places the organism in Eukaryota, Metazoa, Chordata, Aves, Passeriformes, Fringillidae. Gene Ontology annotation, cellular component: membrane. The transcript has 4 exons. The record is from RefSeq and is a predicted model, not a curated record. Bases 140 to 691 code for a protein of 183 amino acids.
GGGAGCCGGCGGCCCCGCCGGGCCACGGGGCACGGCUCCGCCUACAACCAGACCACGGAACCGGAGGCGAAGACGCCCUGCGCGCCUCCCUUUUGCUUUCGGUUUAUUCCAGGUUGGUAGCCGGCGCCCCGGCCCGGCUAUGGACGGCAACGUCUACAACGAGACCACGGAACCGGAGGCGAGGAGGCCCCGCCGCCUCCCCUUGGGCUGCACCCUGCGGCACCUGCGGGGAUGGCGGCUGCCAGUCAAGGUGUUCCAGACGAUUUUCUCUUUUGUGGCUGUAGUUUGUGAAGAACUUGUGGAAGAAUGCAUCACUUGUAGUGGACUUUACUUCUUUGAAUUCAUAAGCUGCAGUGCCUUUCUUUUGAGCCUGCUGAUUCUGUAUGUGUAUUGCACUGAUUUGUAUGAAUCACUGGGGGAAGCUAAAGUGCAGAAACUGAAUUUUUGGGCUAUGCUGGUCAUAAGUGCCUGUUUUCUGUUAGCAUCAAUACUGUUUGCUGCAACCUGCUCUGACCCUGAGGAAAUUGCUGCAUGUGUAUUUGGAUUUUUUGCAACUUCUGCAUUUGCAGCUGAAUUUGCUAUAGAGCUCUGUCUGAGGCGAAAAAAAAACCAGAACAUCGAUGGACGCCCUGAAAAGCCUAGUAACACUCAGAGUGCCACAGAACAUCAGCCAUUGAAUAAACAAAGAUAACUUCCUGAAAUUGUUGUUUUUUUUUUUUUUUUUUUUUUUUUUUUUUUAGUUGGAGCAAACUAAAAUGAACUUUCAGUGCACUGUAGGUAACAACUUCUGUUUCUUUGUUCUAAUCGAUUUUGUACACAUUGCUCAUCACAAAUUUUUAUGGAUUCUUGGUCAGGUAAUGGCAUCUUGGGCAUCAUGUUCUAAGGUACCUGGUCCUGCCACCUGCUGGGAUGACAGGCACUAAAAAACCUUGGGUCUAAACAGAAUAACUUCAGGACAGUAGUGUGCUGAUUUGAUUUUGACAGAGAUGACUAUUAAAGGUUAAUAUCUGAGGCAUAAAUUCUGAGCUAUAACCUAAAGAUACGUCCUGGUUAAAUAGACCAGAUGUUUUUGUUGGGAGUUAAAAAUUAGGACAGCAGAAUUCAUUUUUGCACUUCCUGGUGAAACUGAAUGCAAAAGGGAUACCUAACUGGAAUUUACAGGAAUGUUUAUCCUUAAGUAAGGUUUUUUGGGUUGUUUUUUACUACUCCUAUGUCUCAGUUCUGUUUGUGGAGAUCAGUUUAAUGGUAUAGUGACUAUAGGGAGUUUAUGGGGAAGGUAAUGUAAGUGGUAUAUUGAGGAGACAGUUUUGCACCCCAUGAUUGUCAAAGUUUGGACUUGUAUGCCAGAAUCUUCUUUCAGAUGGUUUCAAAAGCUGUAACAUUUGCCGGAAGAAACUGGAAAAGCCAGCAGUGGGAGGAAUAAGAUAGAGAAUAAGUGUUUUACAUGAAGCAACCCCAGAAGCAGCAAUCUGAAUGUCAAUGGAAAAAACUUUAGAGCAUGUUGGUUCUACCCUGGUGAAUAUUACUUGCAAGGUUAAUGCCAUAUGCAGCUUGUUUAUGUAUAGAUAAUGCUAAGUUUUGCCAAAAUGGUUUUAAACCUCACCAUUUUCUGUGUUUAUAGAUAUGGCAGUAGCUUGAGACUCCUUGCUGCUGACUAACUCAGUUGGUAAACAGGUAAAUGAGCACUUGUCCCCUUGAUAUUUGUUUUGCAAGCAACAAAUCAAGUCUGUAGGACUGAAAGGAAAACUACUGAUGGGACACGUAUCAGAAAGUGACGGAUGUGUCAGACCAGAUGUUGAUUGCUAUAAAAGAAAUGAAGUGCUGAAAAAGCAUUUUUCUGACGUCUGAGGUAAAAGCAAGACUGCUGUGCCUCUCUUAAGAGGAAAGCUUUCAAAAGCAGAGCAAAUUACUGUAAGCCAGGAGAUGUUCCAAAAUACCAAAGCAAAUGAGAAAAACCUGAUUGAGUGCUUGAGACAUUUGCUGUGUCUCCCAGGCAUUAAGUGCAUUUCACCGAUAUCCCAACCUGGUGUGUUCCCAGUCCUGUAACCUAUUGUGGCAGCAUUGAGACCAAGCCCUCCAGAAACUGCCUGAGCUGUACUUAGGAAAGGAAGAGGAAGCUGUUUUAAGACAAAGGACUGUAAUAGCAAGUCAAAAUUGUUUUUUUUCCCAUUGCUGCCACUUUCUGAUCAGUGUGAUUUUGUGAUGUUCUGUCUCUCUAUGGCCUGAGACUUAAGCCUAACACUACACUUUGCUUGGAGGAUGCCAAAUUUUGCUGAGUGGUGUGAAGCACCAAGUUAAAGCCACAGUUUGGUUUUAGAACUAUGCAUAGAAGAGAUACUUUCGCUCAUAUAAUUUUCUAUGUUGUAAAGAAGAAAUGCUCUUUGGCUGGCUUUUUUUUUUUUCUUGUAUUUAUUAGUGUCUGUUUGCACUAAAAUCUGAUUUCAGUCAGUGCUUGCUGUAGCUGUCUCUGAUAACUGGGUAGAUUAGAGAUGUUUGGUUUACGAGCAGUGUUACUGAUGAUACAAAAUAUCCAUAAUGAGAAAUAUCUCCUCUAUGAUCUGUAAUGUCUUACUCUGGGGAUCAUGCCCAUAUAAGUAACAUUCCAACAGUCUUGUUUUGUUUUUUUUUUAUUACCUAGUGUCCUGCUGAAUUUUUUUUCACACCAAAAUGUCUAUAGUCUUUAAAUCUUCAUCUGUAAUUGGUAGCUGUAAAUAUAGUGUAAGAGCAACACUGUGCUGCUAAGUGUUUAUUAAGCAAUGCAGAACUGUGAAAGGACUUUUAUCUUGAGGUAAUUUCUCCUGUUAUUUUUCCCAGCCUGAAGAUAAGUUAAUGGAAGUCUGGGUUUUGGUUGGUUUUUUUUCUUUAGGCUUUUUCCCACCUAAGUGAUGUGUUACUGAUGUCCAUUGGAAAUACAGAAAGGAUCUGUAAAGUCAUCUCCUGGCCUUGGCAGUUUACCUGGCCAUAGUCUGCCACACAGUAGUUAAAUAUAGGAGCAAGUCACAGAGUGGUUAUAGGUUUAAGGCAGUUGCCUAAAAUGUUGCUUCCAAACCAGUUGUUGGCUAACAUGCAUGAUAGUGCUGUUAAUCCUUGCACCUCGUAAGGUGUUUUUGCUCUGUUUUAGAAGAGUUGAGAAGCAGAUUUGCAUGUGUGUGUGCUGUUUUCUGCUUCUGUGAGGUUAUGUUUUUAACUGCUUUAUCAGCUUCCUAUAUCCUAGCUUUCCUUAUCACUCCUAGGUCCUCUGCCCUCCCAGUCUAGGUGGGGGAGAGGCUUCUUUGCUGCAGUGACUGAGCAGACUUGUCUGCAGUCUUGACAUGCCCCUUUGAUGCCUCUGGUCAGUCAGGUGCUGGCUUUAAAUGUCUGUCUCUUAAUUAGACUGAUCCUAGAGAAUGCUGUUGGAGCUGGAUUAAAUGUCUGGUUCUGCAGGAGCUCUCUGUGUAUGCUGGAUGCCUCUUACUCCUCGUGCUGGUUCAACAAAGCCCUUUGCUUGUUACCCAACCUGCUUCUGAUGAAAUCAGCCAACCUUAUUUAAACCACCUAUUUAAAUUGCUUCCAUUAAGGUGGCUGAUUUUGGUUUAAGCAGAUUAGGGAUUGUUCAGGAGAGUGAUAGGAGCUCUGGUAGAAGUGCUGUUAAAUAUAACUGCCUCAAAUUUCUUCUGUUAGCAAAGUGAACAUCUCUGUAGUAGUAAAGCCUGUAGUAAAGCCUGUUGGAAAGAAGCAGCUGGCCCAGUACAUCUAUCUGGGGAUUGUCUUCUCCAUUCUUCAUCACAGUGCUGGGUAGUGGUGUUGGAGCCUGCUCGGACACUCAGCUUUGGUGUUUUCCAGCUGAACCUGUCAAGGUUAACGCUCUGCAGCCACUUUCAAGGCUUUUUUGGAGUGCCUUGAGAGUCAGUGGAGAGGAUUUUUCAAGAUACAUGAGAACUUGGCUGGACUGUGAAUUUCUGCUCUGAUGAUCUGUACUGGGCAUUGUGUAGAUUGUGAGUGUUGACUUUUGUGUUUGAUGUUUAGCUCACGUUAAAAUCACAGUGCUGCCAGUGCCCUUUGGUUCUGAGUACUGGAA